This is a messenger RNA of Zootoca vivipara (common lizard), 2955 nucleotides long. It is a transcript of the gene THNSL1, whose product is annotated as threonine synthase like 1. Gene Ontology annotation, cellular component: cytoplasm. The record is from RefSeq and is a predicted model, not a curated record. Lineage: Eukaryota; Metazoa; Chordata; Lepidosauria; Squamata; Lacertidae.
CACAGAGAUAGGAAGGAGGACGCCGCCGGCGUGGGAGUUCGCGCACGCGUAGUAGCAGAUUGAGGGUUAACAAAAAAAAAGGAAAGAAAGCCAUACGUAGUUCCUCCACAAGAGCACGUCACAGAUGCCAUUCGGUUGGGCUUGCUAUUAAUGUUUUGCAAUGCCUGCUCAGACGAUAACGGGACAGAAGUGAGCUACUCUUGCAACCCGUUUCCUUUCCUUGUGAAAUUGGCUCGAGAGAAAAGAAGAAGAUGUUUCAUGUGGUCUGGAAUCGGCAUCUAAAGCUAAUGAGUCGCAUCAUGGUUUCUGAUUUGUAUUUAAAGUUGAUUUUUUCAAGAAGCUUUGCCCUUGCACGGACACCAUGGAUGUCUAGGCAUUCUAUUGUCGGGGACAAGAAUAUUGUCCUGAUGGGACCCCCUGGCGCUGGUAAAACAACAGUGGGGAAAAUAGUAGGGCAGAAACUAGGCUCCUGCUUCAUAGAUGUGGACGACGACGUCCUUGAAACAACCUGGAACAUGAGUGUGGCAGAAAAAUUGAAGGAUGUUGGCAACGAGCAAUUUUUAGAAGAGGAAGGAAAAGCCUUGUUAAAUCUUUCAGCAUCUGGAAGUGUCGUUUCCCUUACUGGCUCCAACCCAAUGAAUGCUGCCAGCAUGGAGCAUGUGAAGAAAAAUGGGGUUGUGGUCUAUCUGGACGUACCGACACAAAGCAUCAUGGAUCGGUUGCAGUUGAUGAAAGUAGACCGUAUUGUGGGGCAGGGGCCCGGAACCUCCCUGAGAGACAUCCUCCAGUUUCGGAAGCAGUUUUAUAAGAAGUGGUACGAUGUCCGUGUGCUUUGUGAGGAUGGAAUUACAGCCGACGCUGUAGCAGAGAAAGUGCUUCGUGCAGUGAAGCGGUACCAAGACUCUGACUCAGAUGGCUUCAUUUCCACCAGGAGUCUAAGAUGCAACGAGAAGGUUGAGCCAAAAGGCUCUGUGAAAUAUUUCAGCGAUGUUCUUGUUGAGGGACUGGCGCCCGAUGGUGGGCUUUUUGUCCCUGAGAUGGGGCUUCCAAUACUCACUGCAGGAGAAUGGCAACAUCUACUAGGGGCAAGCUAUGCCGAAAGAGCUCAGGUUAUACUGGAAAGGUGCAUACAUCCUGCUGAUGUGCCUGCUUCCAAGUUAUGGGAAAUAGUUCAGGUUGCCUAUGGACAAAAUUUUACCUGUUCUAAAGUUGCCCCCGUUAGGCACCUGGCAGGCAACCAGUUUCUUCUGGAGUUGUUUCAUGGACCAACAGCUUCAUUUAAGGAUUUGUCGUUGCAGUUGAUGCCCCACCUGUUUGCAUAUUGCAUCCCCCAAAGCUGUAACUAUUUGAUCUUGGUAGCUACUUCUGGCGACACAGGAAGUGCCGUCCUGGAUGGUUUUAGUCGGCUUAAGGAGACGGAUAAACAAAGGAUUGCCAUGGUCACCCUCUUCCCCCAGGAUGGAGUUAGCCAGAUUCAGAAAUCACAGAUGGUCGGCUACCAGGAAGCAAACACAAAAGUAAUAGGUGUCAGAUCGGAUUUUGAUUUUUGCCAGUCUGCCAUCAAGCAUAUGUUUACCGAUUCAGAUUUUACCGGCUUUCUCACUGUGGAAUAUGGGACAGCGUUAAGUGCAGCAAAUUCUAUCAACUGGGCUCGCUUGCUUCCCCAGGUGGUCUAUCAUGCCUCUGCCUACCUUGACCUUGUUGAGCAGGGCAUCAUUUCCUUUGGGAACCCUGUCGAUGUCUGCAUUCCCACAGGGAACUUUGGCAACAUCCUAGCCGCUAAGUAUGCACAAAUGAUGGGGAUCCCUAUACGGAAAUGUAUCUGUGCUUCCAAUCAAAACAAUGUCUUGACGGAAUUCAUAAAAACAGGCCUGUACAAUAUAAAGGAGAGGCAAUUAAUGCAAAGUCUGUCACCGGCAGUGGACAUUUUGAAGUCUUCCAACCUUGAGCGACAUUUGCACUUGAUUGCUAAUGGUGAUGGGCAGCUGGUGACGCAACUGUUUAGCAGUCUGGAGAAUCAGCGCUGCUUCCAGUUGCAGGAACACUUCCUGGGCAGGCUUCAGCAGGACUUGGUGGCUGAUUGGUGCUCUGAGGACGACUGCCUGGGUGCCAUUCGCUCUGUGUUCGACGCCACAGGCUACAUUUUAGAUACGCACACAGCUCUCGCAAAGGUGGUUGCAGAUCGACUGCAAGAUAAAACUUGCCCAGUGAUCAUUUCCUCUACGGCCCAUUAUUCCAAAUUUGCACCUGCUGUCCUACAGGCAUUGAGGAUUGGAGAAAUCAAGCAGACUCCGUUAAGUCAGCUUCACUUGUUAAACUCUUAUAACCCUUUGCCUCCGGUCCACAGGGGCCUAUUAGAGUCUCUGAAAAAGAACGAGAAACAGCAGUACCAGGUCUGUGCUGCUGAUAUGAACGUCCUCAUGGAACACGUUGAAUCCUUAAUACAAAACCACUUCAUGAAGGUUUUCUAACUGUAGGCUUAUUUGACAUUUGCCUCCUAUGGCACUUUGAAUAUUUCCCCUCCUCCUCCCCACCCAUUUGCCCAAAAGCUUGUUUUAAUAAAUGCUUAGUAAACACAGUAGCCACCUUUUAGUGAUUAUAUACUGCCAGAUAUUUAGAUGCAUGCGCACUGAAUGCAGUGUAAGAAACAAAACAAGUAUUGUUGAAAAAUAAUAAUGCCAUAUUCCCAAAGGUGAGAUCAUUGUUUGGAAGAGGAAAAUAGAAAAGGUUAGCAUAUGGUUCCCAGGGAAGUCGUGGAUGCUCAGUAUUGCUCACAUGGUCUUGCAGCAAUUCUCCAGGGUUUUUCUCUGCCCUGUCAUAGAAUUGUAGGGUUGGAAGGGGCCACAAGGGUCAUCUAGUCCAACCCCCUGCAAUGCAGGAAUCUUUCACCCGAUGGGGGGCUCGAACCCAUGACCCUGGGAUUAAGAGUCUCAUGCUAUACCGACUGAGCUAAUG